Rubroshorea leprosula is the source of this 1003-nucleotide messenger RNA. The record is from the annotation of a GenBank genome assembly. NCBI's taxonomy places the organism in Eukaryota, Viridiplantae, Streptophyta, Magnoliopsida, Malvales, Dipterocarpaceae.
CUCCAUCUCCCCUUUGCGUCUCACUUUCAUCUUCAGCCUUUUUCUUCAUCAUCUCUCUCGUUCAUCCUUUUCUCCGCUGACUUAAAGCGAGAUCUCUCACUCACAUCGCCGCGAAUUUCAUCGCGAUUCCGGCGACAUAUCCUUAGAUCCAUUAUUUGUCACCAUGAAUCCCGAGUAUGACUAUCUGUUCAAACUUCUGCUUAUUGGAGAUUCAGGCGUUGGAAAGUCAUGCCUGCUUUUGAGAUUUGCUGAUGAUUCAUAUAUAGAGAGUUAUAUAAGCACCAUUGGUGUUGAUUUUAAAAUACGCACUGUGGAGCAAGAGGGGAAGACCAUUAAACUUCAAAUUUGGGACACAGCUGGACAAGAACGAUUUAGGACAAUUACCAGCAGCUACUACCGUGGGGCUCACGGGAUAAUAAUAGUUUAUGAUGUGACAGACCAGGAGAGCUUCAAUAAUGUCAAGCAAUGGCUGAAUGAAAUUGAUCGCUAUGCAAGUGAUAACGUCAACAAACUUCUGGUUGGAAACAAGUGUGAUCUUACCGCAAACAAAGUUGUGUCAUAUGAAACAGCCAAGGCAUUCGCUGAUGAAGUUGGCAUACCUUUCCUGGAAACCAGCGCAAAAGAUUCCACCAACGUUGAACAAGCUUUCAUGGCCAUGGCUGCUGCAAUCAAGGAGAGAAUGGCAAGCCAACCAGCCAUGAACAACGCAAGGCCUCCAACCGUACAGAUCCGAGGACAGCCUGUUGCACAGAAAAGUGGCUGCUGCUCUUCUUAAAAUUGUAAUGAAAUAAUGAAUCGAUGUAUUGGUUUGUUAUGCAGCCUGCUGUGUCUAAUGGCUCAUAAGAUUUGUGUCUAUUGACUCUGAAAAACUUUUUCUCAGACCAACCUCCGUAGAGGAAUCUCAUUCAUUUCUAGACACUUGUUAGUGUGAAAGGCUGUACAAUAUUAUAAUGCUGAUUAUAAAUGUGUUCUCUCUCCCCAAAAUACGUCCUUAUCCUGUCCU